This is a messenger RNA of Bufo gargarizans (Asiatic toad), 1950 nucleotides long. It is a transcript of the gene NFKBID, whose product is annotated as NFKB inhibitor delta. NCBI's taxonomy places the organism in Eukaryota, Metazoa, Chordata, Amphibia, Anura, Bufonidae. Gene Ontology annotation, molecular function: protein binding. Bases 46 to 1425 code for a protein of 459 amino acids. Gene Ontology annotation, biological process: regulation of gene expression. Gene Ontology annotation, cellular component: nucleus. The transcript has 12 exons. The record is from RefSeq and is a predicted model, not a curated record.
GCUGAGCUGGAUCCGCACAGACAAGACGCCCGGGGAGGGGAGGCCAUGAGUUCGCCUCCUGCCUCGGCCCCUAGAGAUUGCAGUCCGUACUGUUCCCCUCCACAAACCGUGAAACAGCUUCUUGAGCAGAAACGACAACACACCUCCAGCCAGAUAUCUCAGUCACUGGUGGAAUAUCAGCAAGAUCCAGGCUCAGUCAGUGCUCAGCCAUUCCUCCACCAUAGUUCCAGUCACCAGAAAGAUGAUACCAUUGUAUUCCAAAGACCAGCCCCUCACUACACCUACUCUCCACUGGAGGACUUAUAUGCUUCCAGGACUGGACCGAUGUACAGCCAUGAAGGAAGAUAUGAGACUGGGAGGACUGAGUCCCAAGCUCCAGAAACAGACAUAGGGGCUGCAUCCUCAGGCUCCUACAUGGCUGCUUUUACCCAUAAUCCUUCCUGGAUGGGACACAGUUCAGGGACAUGUUCCACCACCGGAGCUGAAGCCUUUCUAAGAAUGCCGGGAUCUGUGGUUCCAGACCUAAUGCCUCUAGAGUUGGAAGAAGCCAGAACUCAAGUCCAGAGUUUUAGUCCUGAACAAUUUCUUCAUCAUGAUGAGGAUGGAGAUACAAUCCUUCAUCUCUAUGUCGCAAGAGGCCUGCGCUAUCAAUCAUAUGCCAUGGCAGAACGCUUCUUACAAUACGGUCAGCUGGAUGCCAAGGAACAUAAUGGGAAGUCUCCUCUCCUGGUGGCUGUGGCUGCCAACCAACCCGAGAUUGUCUAUGACCUCCUGACUCUGGGUGCAGAUGUCAAUGCGUCAGACUGGAAAGGGCAGACCGCUCUACAUGUCGCAGGGACCUAUGGACUGUCUGAUGUCCUUAGGGUGUUCCUGGCUCUUCAGCAUCAGAAGAACAUUGACGUGGAAGCUAGAAAUUAUGAUGGUUUGACUCCUCUGCAUUGUGCUGUCAUCUCACAAAACAAUGUGUACAAAAGCAAAAAGAGCCAGAGCACCCCAAAUGUUCAGCAACGUGAGAGGGAGACCCUUACAUGCAUCCAGUUACUGCUGCAAAUGGGGGCCAGCUGCACAAGUCAGGAAAUCAAGAGUAACAAGACGGUGCUCCACCUGGCAGUGCAAGCAGGGAACGUACCUCUAGUAAAAAUUUUCCUUGAGAUGUCUCAUGUCAAUCUCCCUGGACUCAUCAACAUGAAGGCCCAUGGAAAUACCGCCCUGCACAUGGCAGCGGCCUUGCCACCUACUCACUCUACUGAGUAUUUGAUCCAGCUCUUGCUGUUUUAUGGUGGUGACCAAAGCACUCGUAACAUGGAGAAUGAGCAGCCGGCCCAUUUGGUGCCCCCUGGAGAAUUUUCUGAGCAAAUUAAAAUGCUGUUAAAGAGAAGACGUGUGAUGUCGUCAACCCGCAACCAAUCAUCCAAUUCCUUGUAGGAAACAACAGAUCCGGACUAUUUUUCUAGUCCCAAAAUCAAGAUUCUUCCACUGCUGAAGGAGAACAUGAAACAUAUCCCCAUGAAGACUCGUUCCUCCCAGGGACAAAGAUUUACUAAUGCACUUAUAGGGAAUCCUUUGAAGCUGCACAGGAGAUAACUACAACUUAUUGUCCCUCUCUAAUUGCAGCUAUCAUACAUUAUAGUUUCUGUGAAACUCAACCAUAGUGAUUACUAAAAAGUAAUAAAAACCAUACACAACAGGUAAGAAGAGAAAAAUAUUUAGUGGUAAACCAAAGGAAAUAUAACUCAGAGACAAACUAGAAACUAAUAUUACUAUUAAUUAUAAAACUGACCCCUAGGUACAAGAAUAGAACUACUAUAAAACUGCUUCUUCACAAACCAAACACUCGAUCGUCUAAUAGGUGAACCCAGGCACGGGAAGGCUUGAAACCAGGAAACAGCAAAAUACAAAAAGCCCCAAACUCAAGAUAAAAGUGUCAAGGCUUUAUUCAAUCUUCUUAAA